Acanthochromis polyacanthus (spiny chromis) is the source of this 2311-nucleotide messenger RNA. Its product is annotated as pyridoxal kinase-like. Lineage: Eukaryota; Metazoa; Chordata; Actinopteri; Pomacentridae. The coding region runs from base 189 to 1121 and encodes 310 amino acids. Gene Ontology annotation, molecular function: pyridoxal kinase activity. Gene Ontology annotation, cellular component: cytosol. Gene Ontology annotation, biological process: pyridoxal 5'-phosphate salvage. The transcript has 11 exons. The record is from RefSeq and is a predicted model, not a curated record.
UCCUCCUCACUGCCUGCAGUAAAACUGUAAAUGUCACUAUCAGCAUCGUCGCUCUGCCCUCCAGUGCUGGACUUAUUCCCCACAUGCUGAGUAGCAGCGUGUCAGAGCCUGCACAGAUUUUUAAUGCCUCUUUAGGCUACACGGCGUAGGUUCUCUCUGUGCGGUGUUUUUAAACGCAGUCUGCGGCCAUGGAGUGUCGUGUGUUGUCCAUUCAGAGUCAUGUUGUCAGGGGGUACGUUGGAAACAAGUCGGCAACAUUCCCGCUGCAGGUGCUGGGCUUUGAAGUGGACUCCAUCAACUCUGUGCAGUUCUCCAAUCACACAGGCUAUGCCCACUGGAAAGGACAAGUCCUGACAGCAGAGGAGCUGAAUGUGCUGUAUGAAGGUAUCAAGCUCAAUAAGGUGACCCGCUAUGACUACAUCCUCACAGGGUACAGCAGGGACACAUCUUUCCUAGAGAUGGUGGUUGAUAUUAUUCAGGAGCUGAAGACGGUCAACCCCAGCUUGGUGUAUGUUUGUGAUCCUGUCAUGGGAGACCAUGGUGCUAUGUAUGUUCCAGAGAACCUGCUGCCUGUCUACAAGGACAAAGUAGUGCCUUUGGCCGACAUCCUCACGCCUAACCAAUUUGAAGCAGAGCUGUUAACUGGAAGGAAAAUAAACACAGAGGAAGAUGCUAUUGAGGUGAUGGACUUGCUUCAUAAAAUGGGUCCAGAGACUGUGGUCCUCACUAGUACAGACCUACCUUCCAAACAUGGGGACCAGUUCCUGGUGGCUCUUGGGAGUCAAAAAACAAAAAAACCAGAUGGGACCAACACCAAUCAGAAAAUCUGCAUGGACAUCCCCAAAGUCGAUGCUAUAUUUGUGGGAACAGGAGACCUUUUUGCUGCUAUGUUGCUAGCCUGGACUCACCAUCACCCCGAGGACCUGAAGACUGCCUGUGAAAAGACUGUCUCAGUCAUGCACCAUGUCAUUAGGAGGACCAUUACUUAUGCCAACGAGGUGGCUGGCCCUGGGAAUAGGCCCAGUCCUGCACAACUGGAGCUGAGGAUGGUUCAGAGCAAAGCCGACAUUGAGAAUCCUGCCAUCGUAGUGCAGGCGAAGGUUUUACAGAAGUCUUCAUAAUGAAGACAGUAACAUUUCUGUGAACAUUCAUGUUGUGCUGGUACGAAUCUGCUUCACAUCUGGGCAGUCUGCCAGACACAUGUAGGAUUUUCACAUCAAAGACUGUCACGUGUCUCUGCCUUACAGAAUCUUUGAAGGAGUACAACUGUGUUUUUCAGAAGCGGUCAGCAGGAUUUGUUGUGUGUAUGUUCUGCUCACAAACACACUGGUAUCACUGCCAUAUGUGUCUGUUUUAUGGCCUGUGUAGACAUCCUCUGCCCUUGAUUCAAAAUAAAAAAGGACAUCAGCCAACUAUGUUUAGGUUUAAGAUAGUGUAAAUGUACUUGAAUCCUCCUUGACAUAGUAAAAAUAAGUUCUCGCUGUAAAACAAUUCAUUCCAGUUAGGAUGAAUAGGAAACCAGUAAUGUAUGCAUGAACAUGCCUCCACUUGUUUUGACUACAGUACGUCAGGACUCGUCGCACCUCAAGUGUGAUACUCACAAGGCAUUAUAAGCACAUCAGCUUACUGUCUGUAAUAAAAUGACAACACUGGCUUAGGCCAGAACAGGUCAUAUUUUUCUGAAAUGAAAGCAUGCAGUGUGCUUGAAAUGCAUUUGGGUGUUUUAUCACUUCAAGUGUUACCAUCUUACACAUUCACACUGGAUGCAUUGUAAGCGCUGAGAUGUUUAUUGUAACUCCCACAAAAUGUCAAAUGUCUUAUGCAAUCAAUAUGUAGUCUAGUUUCAUUGUUCCAAAUUAUUUCACUUUGUUUUAUUUUUGACAAAAACUAAUGAUAAUCAUGAUAAUAGCUGAUGUCAAAAAUUGUUUUAAUCAAUUUUCUGAAAAGGUUUUUCACCUCGUUUUUAAUUAUGCGAUGCUUUCUUGAGCUAGCAAGUCUGUAACAUGUUAGAUCCAUGUCUUAACAUCUCAAAUUGAGGUAUUUGCACAGAUAAUCUUUAAUAUAUUUACUAAUGGUCAUUGUUUUUAGUCUAGACUGUUGUCAUAUCUCAAGAAAAGAGUCCAGAAACCACGCUGUAUAAUAGCCUUAACGGGGUUAGGGAGGCUAGAAGCAUUGAUUGUGAAUGUUUUUGUGUGCUAAUAACUGAUCCUCACACAUAAUGUUAGAACGUUAAGUGCCAAACCUUGAGCCACUGCUCUGAUACAGAGCAGUAUAAGAACAGAAAUAAUAAAUUAUUAAUCUUUUAUUCAAA